AUGGACUUGUCCCGCAUCUUCGACUCUAUUCUUGACACGCAGCCGGACGCGACCAUAGACCCAUUCGAACAAUACCUCGACCUCUCUUUCGCGACCCCGCUCACCCCUGUCAUCAACCCACCACCCUUCGACUUUGAUCAAUGGUGCCAAUCUCAGCCUACUGCAUACAUACCAUUGUCCGACACUCUUAACAAAUCCACCGAAGGUGUCCAGCUAUUGUUCCAAGACAAGCCCUGUCUGUCCGCCGUCUUUUCAAACCUCACGCUGACGGAUUCUUACGGCAUGAUCAUGCCAUUGUCGCUGACCCAAGGUCUCCCACCUGUCCCUGUCGCUUCGCAGGCUCUCCAGCUGCCAUCGACCCCCCAGCUGCUAUCGGCGCCUUCAUUUUCGUCGUAUUCGAUUUAUGAAGAUGCUCUAGGUCUGACCUGGCCGACUUCUGAUGUAACUUUUGAGGACUUUGACAUGCAGGACCUGUCGUUCUUGGAUGUGCCUUUCCUCCCCAUUACUGCUGUCGCGACGACUUCAACUGCUCCCGCGCCUCUCCUCGACUUUCAGUCUCAGCCUAACCUGCUUUUCCUAGACACCAGCGACAGCUAUACCGCCAACAACAGCAACAACAACAUCAUUGACGGUCUCGGCACCGCCGCUGCCCCAGUCGGUUCCAGCUCCACCAAGCUCGAAUAA
Molecule: messenger RNA, 684 nt
Organism: Linnemannia hyalina
Lineage: Eukaryota; Fungi; Mortierellomycota; Mortierellomycetes; Mortierellales; Mortierellaceae
Source: the annotation of a GenBank genome assembly